Cetraspora pellucida is the source of this 1044-nucleotide messenger RNA. The record is from the annotation of a GenBank genome assembly. Lineage: Eukaryota; Fungi; Glomeromycota; Glomeromycetes; Diversisporales; Gigasporaceae.
AUGAUUCUUUAUAUGCUAGCUCAAGAAUUCAUACUAGUGGCAGCAAAAGAAUCAAAGGAAACAAAUGGAGUGCCACAUGCGCCACAUGCAACACAAGCAGCGGGGAAGCUUCCUGGAAAUUGGCCAAAAAUUGACGUAGCUCCACCACCAAAUGAAGAAUUUACAAAACUCGUAGAUUUAUCUAAAGUUUCAAAAGCUCCUGUUACGACGAAUACGUCUAAAUGCGAUACUAAAGAUCCUUAUUGUUAUUGGACUUGUACUGGUUGUGUUAGAAACAGUACUGACAUUGUUUUGUGUCCCAACAAAUUAGAUUGGGGUCUUUCUUUCGACGAUGGUCCAAGUGAGUUUACGGAUAAGCUCCUCGAUUAUUUGGAAGCAGAACAAGUGCUAGCUACCUUCUUUGUUGUUGGUUCUCGAGUAUAUGAACGUCCUGACAUUUUGAGAAAGGCCUUUAAAGCAGGACAUCAAAUCGGUAUACACACUUGGUCACAUCAUGCUUUAACCAGUCAAUCCGAUGAAACAAUUAUCUCUGAGCUUCAAUGGACUGCCGCAGCAAUCAAAGAGGCCAUUAAUAUAACUCCUAGACAUAUGCGUCCUCCAUUUGGUGAUUAUGACGAUAGAGUUCGUGACAUUUCAACUCAACUAGGUUACAAAGUGGCAAUUUGGGACUUAGAUACUCACGAUUGGAUGUCAUCAUCUGACAAAACUUACCAACUAAAUUGGAUCGAAAAUAAUUUUACUCAAUGGGUAAAUGAUCCUAAGCUUCGCAAUACUGGUCAUAUUUCCCUUGAACAUGAUCUAUAUAAUCAAACCGCUGCCAGAGUUCCUUUGGUCGUUCCGAUUCUUAAGAAGGCUAACUAUAUAAUUAAAACUAUCGCUUCUUGUUUGGGUGAAAGUCCUUAUGUGGAGGAUAUUGAUCUUGUUGAAUCUUCAGAUAUUGCAGUAAAAAACGAAGACGCCAAUUCACCUGAUCCCACAUCGACACCGAAAUCUGAUGCUUCGUUGGUUGCGAGUGAUUUUUGGUCAAUUAGUUUAGGUGUUAUG